CUGUGAAGAGCGGCCAGUAUGGCCCCUCCACCGCCCAGGCGGGCCCCUUACACGGACUCCGAUACUCCCCCCCUUGUCAUCCCUCCCGAUCGACCUGCUGUAUCUCUUUUGUCCCCUUUCCCCUGCCCCCUCCCCCUUUUUUCCCAUAACCACCCGCCGUCUCCCACACGAGUCCGUUUGGUUGCCCUCCCCCUCUCCUCCCCAUGUCCAACGCCAUCUCCGCCCUCAACCCCAAGGCCGAGUUCGCUCGCCGUGGCCAGGCCCUUCAGCUGAACAUCAAUGCCGCCUCCGGUCUGCAGGAUGUCCUCCGCUCGAACCUCGGCCCGCGCGGUACCAUCAAGAUGCUUGUCUCCGGCUCCGGUGACAUCAAGCUGACCAAGGAUGGCAAGGUCCUCCUCGGGGAGAUGCAAAUCCAGAACCCCACCGCCGCCAUGAUCGCCCGCGCGGCCACCGCCCAGGAUGACAUCACCGGUGACGGCACCACCUCCAACGUCCUGCUGAUUGGUGAGCUCCUCAAGCAGGCCAACCACUUCCUGUCCGAGGGCCUGCACCCGCGCCUGUGCACCGAUGGCUUUGAGACUGCCAAGACUGAGGCCAUCAAGUUCCUCAACGAGUACCGCAUUGAGAAGGAGGUCACUCGCGAUCUGCUGAUCGAGGUGGCCCGGACUUCCCUCCGGACUAAGCUCCACCACGAGCUUGCCGACCUCAUCACCGAGCACAUUGUCGACUCGGUGCUGACCAUCCAGCGCGAGGGCGAGCGCGUGGACCUCUUCAUGGUGGAGAUCAUGAAGAUGAUGCACCGGACCGACAUGGAGUCGCGCCUGGUCAAGGGCCUGGUGCUGGACCAUGGUGCCCGCCACCCGGACAUGCCCAAGCGCCUGCAGAACUGCUACAUCCUCACCUGCAAUGUCUCCCUCGAGUAUGAGAAGACCGAGAUCAACUCCGGGUUCUUCUACUCCUCGGCCGAGGAGCGCGACCGCAUGGUUGCCGCCGAGCGCCGCCAUACCGACGAUCGCGUGCAGAAGGUCAUCGAGCUCAAGCGCAAGGUCUGCCCCCCGGGCAGCGGUAAGAGCUUCGUCCUCAUCAACCAGAAGGGCAUUGACCCGCUGUCUCUGGACAUGCUGGCCCGUGAGGGGAUCUUCGCUGUGCGCCGCGCCAAGCGCCGUAACAUGGAGCGCAUGACUCGCGCCUGCGGUGGUGUGGCCGUCAACUCCUUCGACGAGAUGGACGAGAGCAUCCUCGGCCAUGCGGGCCUGGUGUACGAGCACACCCUCGGCGAGGAGAAGUACACCUUCGUCGAGGAGGUGGAGAACCCCUUCUCUUGCACCCUGCUCAUCAAGGGCCCCAACAAGCACACCCUGGACCAGAUCGUCGAGGCCAUUCGCGAUGGCCUGCGCGCCGUCAAGAACACCAUCGAGGACAAGUCCGUCGUCCCGGGCGCCGGCGCCUUCGAGGUGGCUGCCUACCUGCACCUGAUGAAGUUCAAGAACACCAUCAAGGACAAGUCCAGCAUGGGUGUCGUGGCCUUUGCCCAGGCCCUGCUCGUGGUCCCCAAGGUCCUGGCCCAGAACGGCGGCCACGACCCGCUUGACGCCCUGGUCAAGGUCCAGGCCGAGGCCGCCGAGGGCCACCACGCCGGCAUCGACGUCAACACCGGUGAGCCCCUGGACCCGACCGUCGAGGGGAUUUGGGACAACUACCGCGUCAAGCGCCAGCUCCUGCACUCGUGCUCCACCAUCGCCGGCAACCUGCUGCUGGUGGACGAGAUGAUCCGCGCCGGCCGCGCCACCACCAAGAACGGCCCCGACGGCCAGGAGAUGGCCAUGUAAACACGCACUCGCACGACUUUGUUGUCCAUACAUGCGUGUGUGUGUGCCUGUGCGCGUCGAGCAGUUUGGUGAGCGUGUGUGUGUGCGCGUGUGUCGGCGGAGUGACAGAGAGAGAAAGAGGCGGGGCGCUAAGAUCUCCCUCGCAUGUGUAUGCCCUCUCCCGAUCUCCUCGCCGCUCUGUCCAUUUGCCACUGCACGCUCCCUCUCUCUCUCUCUCUUUCUUUCUCCCUCCCCUCGCACAUGACACAUCCCCACCCCGACCUUGUAUAUACAGAGUGACCCCGCGCCCACGCGCGGGGUGAGGCGCGCCCUGGCGGCGCAGAGGGAGAGAGACACAGGCGAGCCUCUUGUGUGUAUGUGUACGCGCGCGUGCAUAUGCUGGAUGAGAGGACCCGCCUCCCUCCCUCCCUCCCCCCCCCCUCCUCGGCAGCUCUCCUCCCCGGCGCGCGUGUCCGCCCCUCCUCCUCCCCAUCUAGGCGCAUACCACGUCCAGUUUCAAUGACGCGCUGCUCCCCUCCCGAGAAAAUACAAAAAACACUAGUGAGAGA
Messenger RNA from Fonticula alba, 2377 nucleotides. Its product is annotated as T-complex protein 1 subunit zeta. Gene Ontology annotation, biological process: protein folding. NCBI's taxonomy places the organism in Eukaryota, Rotosphaerida, Fonticulaceae. Bases 204 to 1829 code for a protein of 541 amino acids. The transcript has 8 exons. Gene Ontology annotation, cellular component: chaperonin-containing T-complex. The record is from RefSeq and is a predicted model, not a curated record. Gene Ontology annotation, molecular function: ATP binding; ATP-dependent protein folding chaperone; ATP hydrolysis activity.